Messenger RNA from Chinchilla lanigera (long-tailed chinchilla), 1491 nucleotides. RefSeq names its product T-cell leukemia homeobox 1 (gene Tlx1). The transcript is spliced from 3 exons. The record is from RefSeq and is a predicted model, not a curated record. Gene Ontology annotation, biological process: regulation of transcription by RNA polymerase II; animal organ development. NCBI's taxonomy places the organism in Eukaryota, Metazoa, Chordata, Mammalia, Rodentia, Chinchillidae. Gene Ontology annotation, cellular component: nucleus. Gene Ontology annotation, molecular function: RNA polymerase II cis-regulatory region sequence-specific DNA binding; DNA-binding transcription factor activity, RNA polymerase II-specific. The annotation marks the transcript as partial.
AGGGUGCCAGCGCACAGGCCCCUGGCCGGAGCCGUGGCCCACCCCCAGCCCCUCGCCGCCGGCUUGCCCACUGUGCCCGCCGUGCCUGCCGUGCCAGGCGUCAACAACCUCACCGGCCUCACCUUUCCCUGGAUGGAGAGCAACCGCAGAUACACAAAGGACAGGUUCACAGUGGCCCUCUCACCCUUCACUGUAACACGCCGUAUAGGUCACCCCUACCAGAACCGGACACCCCCCAAGAAGAAGAAGCCACGCACCUCCUUUACGCGCCUGCAGAUCUGCGAGCUGGAGAAGCGCUUCCACCGCCAGAAGUACUUGGCCUCGGCGGAGCGCGCAGCCCUGGCCAAGGCGCUCAAAAUGACCGAUGCGCAGGUCAAAACCUGGUUCCAGAACCGGCGGACGAAGUGGAGGCGACAGACCGCGGAGGAGCGCGAGGCCGAGAGGCAGCAGGCAAACCGCAUUCUCCUGCAGCUGCAGCAGGAGGCCUUCCAGAAGAGCCUGGCGCAGCCCCUGCCGGCCGACCCCCUGUGCGUGCACAACUCUUCCCUGUUCGCCCUGCAGAACCUGCAGCCCUGGUCUGACGACUCCACGAAGAUCACCAGUGUCACGUCGGUGGCAUCAGCCUGCGAGUGACCCUGCCCGCUCCACCCUAGGGGACCCCAGGCCAAGGAGAGCCCCUAGGCUCGGGGACAAGACUCUCCCCACCCCUGUCCUCUGAGCAGGGGGGAACUGAAGCCCUUGUGCUGGCCCCCACACUCCUGCCACUGCCUGCCACAGCCACCACGACCUGUCUUCAGUAGAGGUGAAGAGAACAGCCCCGGGGACAAGGACGCGGGACUUCUGCCCGGGAGCCUGCACAUCCCAUGCCUGCUGGAAGUGUCCAGAGCCUCUCAGUUCUCCUCUGUUUCCGUUUAUUCUGAUUCUCACAAGGGACAAAGAGGUCAGGAAGUAGUGGCAGCAGGGUUUCUGGGACUCCCCCAGGCUGCUCUCCGAACUUGCUCUGAGAAGCCCCUCUGUGUCCCACUCAGCACCUAUACCAGAGGCCCACGCAAAGGCGGUGUCACUGUCCCCCCUGGCGUCACCCCAGAGCCACGAAGGAUGACGUGGCAGAGUGUCCUGGUCAUGGCUUACAUACUGCUGACCCUCACAACUGGGCACAGGCUGAGGGUGACCCACACUCAUUCUGGGCAGCAUGGUCCCCUCCAGUGCAAGGCCACGCCACACUGUGACACACCGCCUGAGACACCACAGCCUCACCUGGCUGGCCCCCAGGGCCCCACCACACAUCCCCGCUGAACCCAGGUAUGACAGACAGGUUGUCACCCAAACUCAGCACAUUCUCCAGAUCCUGUUUGUAAGGGGGGGUUAAAUUAUGCACUUAUAAGGUGUUUUCUGUGUACCAUUUUAUAAAGUGCUUGUGUAAUUUAUGUGGAAAAAAAAUAAAACCCUCGGGAUCCGGAGUCAGGGCUGCCUGCUCCUUGCUGAGCCAAA